AUGAUGAAAUACCGCAAAGAAAAUAACCACGUCCAGCAGAAGAGAAACACCCACCUCUUUAUUCCUUACAGAAACAUCAGCAGCCAUGCGUACCUCAUUAUCUCUAAAGUGCUGCCCAGCAGCCAUGGGUCCCUCAUCCUCUGUUUAUGCAGAGAAUAUGCUAGACACAUUCCACAGGCUACAAGCAAAAAUCUUAAAGAAGGAACUGGCACAUGCACGAUUCCAGAUGGUGGCAGACAUAACCAUCCUGUUUCUCAAGAGAAUGACAUAGACAGCUACCGGGAUGCCACGUGGGCCCGUAUCCUGAGCCUGCUGAGGAAUAAGCGCAGGGAGGAGGACAUGUUGUUGCUGUGUCAGGUGCUCCAUGAACUGGCCGCCAGCGCCCAGGAUCUCCUGGACGAUGCCUCUCUGCAGAAGGGAGUAAUGAACAGAAUGUUCAUCAAAGUGGCCACCAGGGCUGAUGAAACGCUCCAGGUUUUCUUCAAGAAUUGGCUCCUGGCCAGCAAAAGCAAGGUGGCAGAGAAAGCUCUGGAGACCAUUGGCCACCUCUUCUGUCUCCUGCAAGUUUCAAAUCUUGAGAGUCGUCUGUACUGGUUAACUGGAUGGUUCACGACUCUGACAUCCACAGCAGUGAGGCCACUCUACAUGUGCAAGGUGACUGGGGGGGCACUCCUUUAUUCUCGACAACACCACAAGGAUACAGCUGUGUACUGA
This is a messenger RNA of Microcebus murinus (gray mouse lemur), 714 nucleotides long. The record is from RefSeq and is a predicted model, not a curated record. NCBI's taxonomy places the organism in Eukaryota, Metazoa, Chordata, Mammalia, Primates, Cheirogaleidae.